CUCUUGUUCAAUCUGUGGUAAAGGUUUUAGACAAAGUAUCAAUUUGAAAGUACACAUGAGAACACACACUGGUGAAAAACGUUUUUCCUGUUCAACCUGUGGUAAAGGUUUUACACAAAGUCAGAGUUUGAAAAUACAUAUUAGAACACACACUAGAGAAAAACCUUUUUCUUGUUCACUCUGUAGUAAAGGUUUUACACAAAGUAUCAAUUUGAAGGUACACAUGAGAACACACACCAGUGAAAAACCUUUUUCCUGUUCAAUCUGUGGUAAAGGUUUUAGAGAAAGUCAACAUUUGAAAAGACACAUGAGAACACACACUGGUGAAAAACCUUUUUCAUGUUCAAACUGCGGUAAACAUUUUACUCAGAGGCCAGAUUUAAAAGUACACAUGAGAACACACACUGGAGAAAAACCUUUUUCAUGUUCUAUCUGUGGUAAAGGUUUUACAAGAAGUCAACAUUUGAAAGUACACAUGAGAACACACACUGGAGAAAAACCUUUUUCAUGUUCAAUCUGCGGUAAAGAUUUUACUCGAAGGGAAAAUUUCAAAAAGCACAUGAGAAUACACACUGGAGAAAAACCUUUUCCUGUUCAAUCUGCAGUAAAUAUUUUGCGCAACGACACUAUUUGAAAGAACACGUGAGAACACACACUGGAGAAAAACCUUUUACAUGUUCAGUAUGUUGUAAAAGUUUUUUACAAAGUCAGCAUUUGAAAAGACACACGAGAAGACACCCAGGAGAGAAAGUGUUGAGUUGCAGUGUGUGUGG
Nerophis ophidion (straightnose pipefish) is the source of this 773-nucleotide messenger RNA. Its product is annotated as gastrula zinc finger protein XlCGF57.1-like. Gene Ontology annotation, cellular component: nucleus. The record is from RefSeq and is a predicted model, not a curated record. Gene Ontology annotation, molecular function: DNA-binding transcription factor activity, RNA polymerase II-specific; RNA polymerase II transcription regulatory region sequence-specific DNA binding. Gene Ontology annotation, biological process: regulation of transcription by RNA polymerase II. Bases 56 to 634 code for a protein of 192 amino acids. The transcript has a single exon. Lineage: Eukaryota; Metazoa; Chordata; Actinopteri; Syngnathiformes; Syngnathidae.